Molecule: messenger RNA, 1779 nt
Organism: Lepisosteus oculatus (spotted gar)
Lineage: Eukaryota; Metazoa; Chordata; Actinopteri; Semionotiformes; Lepisosteidae
Gene: hibch
Product: 3-hydroxyisobutyryl-CoA hydrolase
Biological process (GO): L-valine catabolic process
Cellular component (GO): mitochondrion
Molecular function (GO): 3-hydroxyisobutyryl-CoA hydrolase activity
Source: RefSeq, a predicted model, not a curated record
AUCGACGUCUCCACAUACUCUGUCCCUGUGUGUGCAAGUGUCAGAACGGUGAACGUGCAUAAUGGUAUUUCAGCAUCACAGACUAAGAAAAGCAGAAGAAAAUUAACUACGUUUUGAAUUGUUGUGCUUUAACUAAAUAUCCCUGCAAUGUCAGUUACAUUAAUUAAUUCCAGCUUCAGACUACGGCCACUGCAAAGAGUACGUGCAAUACAGCACCAUCUGAUGUCUAAUCACACUGGGUCAGAGGCAGAGGUGCUGUUGGAGAGAGUGGGGAAUGCUGGUGUUAUAACACUCAACAGACCAAAGGCCUUGAAUGCUCUCAACUUGUCUAUGAUCAGACAGAUAUACCCACAGCUUAAGAAGUGGGAAAAGGACCCAGAAACAGGCAUUGUAAUUAUCAAAGGAGUUGGAGGCAAGGCAUUUUGUGCUGGUGGUGAUAUCAGAGCUGUCACAGAAGCAGGGAGGUCUGGAGGCACUCUGGCCCAAGACUUCUUCCGUGAAGAAUAUAUUCUAAACAAUGCUAUUGGUACAUUUCAGAAACCAUAUGUGGCCAUUAUUGAUGGGAUUACAAUGGGAGGUGGUGUGGGGCUUUCAGUUCAUGGACAGUUCAGAGUGGCCACUGAAAGAACGGUGUUUGCCAUGCCAGAAACUGCCAUAGGCCUGUUCCCUGAUGUCGGAGGAGGCUACUUCCUUCCCAGGCUGCAAGGCAAGCUGGGUCUUUUCCUUGCACUCACUGGCUUUCGCCUCAAAGGAAGGCAUGUUCAGAGGGCAGGAAUCGCCAGUCACUUUGUGGAGUCGCAGAAGAUAACAUCCCUGGAGAAUGAUCUGGUAGUUUUAAAAGCCCCAUCUAAUGAGGAUGUUGCAGAGGUAUUAAACUCAUAUCAAAAGCAGAGCAACCUUGAUGAAGAGAAGCCGUUCAUUCUCUCAGAGCACAUGGACAAGAUCAAUAGCUUGUUUGAAGCCAGCAGUGUAGAGGAAAUAAAGCUGAAACUGAAAAAGGAUGGCUCCUCUUUUGCACAGAAGCAGUUUGAGACCCUUUCAAAGAUGUCUCCUACAUCUCUAAAGAUUACGUUCAGACAGCUUCAGGCUGGAGCCUCAAUGAGCUUACAGGAUGUGCUUGUGAUGGAAUACAGACUCAGCCAGGCUUGCAUGAGGGGUCAGGAUUUCUAUGAAGGAGUAAGAGCUGUGCUCAUCGACAAGGAUCAGAGCCCAAAGUGGUGGCCAGCAGCCCUGGAAGAAGUGACAGACGAGUUUGUGGACAGUUGUUUCAAGUCAUUAGGAGGCAAUGACCUCAGCUUGUGAUUUGUGUGCUGCAGAUGGGGAUAGAGGCCAAGGGCAGCCUUUGACAAUGCAUGGUCUUUUAUUAACCCUCUUCACGACCACACUAACACAUACUUCCCAACUGAGGAAUUACAAACCUGGGCUGCUUCACCAUCUGGGAAUGAACCAUCUGGGAAUUUGUGUGAUGAGCUAUAGCUUAACAAAACCCACAAUUUAGUGCCUUUUGUUUCCAAAUAGGACAGCUUUAGCAGGGAAAUAAUUGACAGAUAAUAUUUGUUUGACAAGCUGUGCUGUGUUUCUUAAGCUCAUCUUGCUGUGAUGAUUUAUGCCUAAGCUGUCCGUUUCCCAACAUUCUCAGUUGACCUGUUCUGUGCUUAGUGUGGUAAUGUAUUCAGAACAAGUAAAGUAGGACUGCAUAAAUUAAUUAAAUUGAUGGUAGACCUGAUUUACUGUUAUAUUACCCAAUAAAAGAACAAUAAUAAAGGAACCCAUUUGAAA